AUGCCGGUGCAGCGAAGCAUCUUCGGGCAUCCUAUACGGCUCCAGAUGCCGCCGCGGAGGUUCCAAGUCGCCAUCAUCAUCGCCCUCUUCAUCGUCGUGAACCUCAUCUUCUACGGCCUUCCCACCCGCGACAGUCUUCCCAAGGUUCCCACAUACGAACAGGUGACCGAGGCCGUCAAGCACCCUCACGUGCCUGACCUGCCCAAGUUCCCCGACCAUCUCCCUAAGCUCCCUGACCAUCUUCCCAAGCUUCCUGAGCUGCCCGACAUUCCCAACGUACCGAAUCCGUUUGGCCCGGCAGCGCACAAACCUCCAGUCCAGCCCAACAGCACCGCCGCAAGUAGCUACCGUGCGAUCGAAUGGCUCUCCGACUUCAAAUGGCGCAACCCUUUCUCCUCUGCCGUCUCGCUCGACGAGAACCGCGCUGUACUCCCACCGCUCCGCGAGCGAACGCCAAUCUAUACGUACUACGACACGAAGAGCGAGCAGAACAAGGACGUUACCCAGGCAGAGAACAGGCUGAUCUUGGCCUGGCGGCGCGCGUGGUGGGCCCAGGGCUUCAAACCUAUGGUGCUAUCCCGCGCUGAGGCUAUGAAGCACCCUCAAUACCAGCUGUUUCAGCGCAUGAAGCUGGACAGCAGUGUCAAUGAGGAAAUCAUGAGGUGGCUGGCCUGGGGAAACAUGGGUGGAGGCAUCUUGACAAACUAUCUCGCUCUACCAAUGGCCGAAUAUGAAAACCCCAUGCUGAGCUUUCUGCGACGCAACGAGUUCCCCAAGCUGUCAAGGGUGCAGUCCCUUAACACGGGUGUUCUCUUUGGAGAAGAUGGUGCUGUCAACGACGCGCUCAAGAAGGUCAUGAAUCAUGACCUCCUCAAGGACACCACUGCCAACAAGGAUAAGAUUAUGAAGCUGGCCGAGUUAGACGGUGGGCCCGUUGUCAAUCUGCUGCCAUCCGCAGAUGUUGCUGUCGACAAAAAGGCCAAUGGUAUCGCCUUUUACACAAACAAAGUCCUUCGCAAAGACUACAAGACCGUUGCUGACAAGCUCGCGAGCACGACCACAGCUGAGGGCUACAAUCUGCUUGCAAGCCUGAUCAACUCACAUCUUCAUCUGACAUUCCAGGAGCAACAUCCAGAAGGCAUCGUAGUUGCAAAGCCGUUGCCCGAACACACAACUGCGCUCAUGUACGAGGCAACCGACAUUGCCCGCAACCUGACCCAAUGUCCAACUACACCUCUGCCCAUGUCGUGUCCACCGAAUCGACCAAAAUGCAAACCAUGCAAUCCCAAAAAGCCACUUAAACUGCAAGAAUUUCCCGAGUUUGUUAAUAGUACCAAGUUCUUCACAAUUGGAACGGUACCCCAUCCCUACACAAUCACUUCGCUGCAUUACACGCGGGACACUCUGGAUGUUAACUUCCUGCGCAACAACGCCAAGCGUGAUCUUUGGAUCAAGGAACUGACAAGAAAAUCCAUCGACGAAGGCCAUACAGAAUCGUAUCGCGUUGUUAAAUUCAAAGAGCUCGUCGCUGCCGCGCCAGCUCACACACUCUGGCUCACAGCCGAACGGGUCACCCAGCACGAUCUCGACUGGAUUUUUGGCUUUGGUCUUCCUGAACUCGCGUCUUCCACCGCGGAGCCCAGCUCACCAAGUGAGAAAUCAGAACUCAUCAUUUUCCCCCGGCCAGAUCCACCAGCGCCGAUCGAAGGGCAGGAGGUGCCUGACAAGCGCUGGAUUGAAAAAGAAAAGGAGCGCUUGCAUAGAGCCAGAGAUGCCAUUAAGAGCAAAGAUCGCAUGAUGAAUGCGAUUGUCGAAGCGGUGGAGCAGUGGAACCUUCACGAUCUGGAGGUGUGGAAGUUCUCCCGGGCCUAUUCGGCGCGUAGAAGGAUGGAAAGGAAGGUGUGGGAAGAGGACGAGCAGAAAUUCGCGGGUAGUGAGAAGAAGGCUGGUGUGAGACCGGGAGGGAAAAGCGCAGGCGGGAGGUGGUCUGACAGAAGAUGA
This is a messenger RNA of Plenodomus lingam JN3, 2001 nucleotides long. RefSeq lists its product as uncharacterized. The record is from RefSeq and is a predicted model, not a curated record. NCBI's taxonomy places the organism in Eukaryota, Fungi, Ascomycota, Dothideomycetes, Pleosporales, Leptosphaeriaceae.